UGACCCCACAAUUACUAUGCACAUACAUUAUUGCUUCUCUACUAACUUUUAAUUCCGGUUUUAGAAUCUUUCCUUGAGGCACGUACAGAACUACCAUAAGAGGAAAGUGUUAGCAGGAGGACUGUGGAGUAGACCGGAGAUCCUGAUAACGUUGGACAUAAUUCGUGACAAAUCAUAAAUCUUACCAAUUAUACACCAUCAAGACGGUGUGAGUGUGCUGCUUGAUCAACUGAGUGAUGCUGUUCUCCUUGACUUCCCUGUACACUGUCGUUGUUGGCUUUGUCAUUGGGUUUAUAUUUCUACCUGAUCUUGCAAAGUUCUUCAAUGUCACUCUUUCACAGCAAACCAAAGCAGGGGCUACCUUAAGACUGCUGAGUAACAUCCGUUUCAAGACCAUUGCUCUGUUGCGUUUUGGCAAGCCAUUGUACACCUUGGAGGUGUCGAAGAUCUUUGUUUUCCCGAUCAAGUCGUGCUCAUACAUUCAGCCAAAUGAGUGGGAGAUUGAUGAGCAUGGGUUCAAACAUGAUAGACAGUACAUGCUUGCCUUCUGGGAGCCGAAGAAGCAGAUAUAUGAGGCCUAUACCCUCCGGAACGCCACGAGACUGUCACUUGUUAGGAUUGACUACAAUCUGAAGGAGAACUACUUUGAGUUUAUCUACCCUGUUAUUGAUAUGGAGGGAAAGACCGUUGGCGAGAAGAGCUUCAGACUCCCAUGUAACGUUACUCCAGAGUUCAUUGCGCAGAACAGAAAUGACGAUUCCGACCACGAGACGAAUCUCUGGGAUGUCCAUUUCAGCUCAAUCGACAUCGGCAAGGCUCUUCCAGACGAGUUCAAGAUCUCGAUGCAGCUGAACAGACCCGGAUCAACUCUGCUAUACGCCUCCAAGCCUAAAAGUGUUAAAACUGGCCAUCCAAGUGGCAUUCUCAAGAGCUUCCGCACAACGUAUUUCCAGGACUACUACCCUAUGAAGUUCCUGGCAGACGAAGACAUUGACACGCUGAAUUCCAAGAUCGUCUCCAAGGGACUGGACUUCAAGGCCAAAGCCCUGCAUUUCCGCCCAAACUUGGUGGUCAGAGGCCUGAAGCUGCCAUACCAGUCGCUGGACAACUGGUACCGUUUCCGGAUGGAAACCGAUACCGGCUACCACUACUGGAAUGCCACGGAGAAGUGCCCUCGGUGCUCUGUUCCGAAUAUGAAGCUCGAUGAAGGAGUCAUGGAUAAAAAGAUGGCUGUCUCCAAGACCCUAAGCUCGUACAGGAAGGUGGACUCAGGCGACAAACAUUUGCACUUCCUCGGCAUGUACGCCAUCAACCUCGACGAAGGCUACACGGUGAAGGUUGGCGAUAAAGUGACCUUGCUUGAGGAGAAGGUCCAGCCGUACGUAGGCCCCAAAUAAUUCGCCAUAGGCAACUCUGCAAAGGCUUCAUGGCCAGAGCUGACAAUGUUCAU
This is a messenger RNA of Williopsis jadinii, 1450 nucleotides long. RefSeq lists its product as uncharacterized. Gene Ontology annotation, molecular function: pyridoxal phosphate binding; catalytic activity; molybdenum ion binding. NCBI's taxonomy places the organism in Eukaryota, Fungi, Ascomycota, Saccharomycetes, Phaffomycetales, Wickerhamomycetaceae. The record is from RefSeq and is a predicted model, not a curated record. Bases 237 to 1397 code for a protein of 386 amino acids. The transcript has a single exon.